UAUAUCUGGUUUCAGUCUGCAUAAUGUUCGACUGUGGCUUGAAAUCACACUACAUGGGUGGCCAGCAAGAGAAGUUUGUGAGGCUGGACGAUUUGGACUCUAGAGUAUCAUCAUCUUCUGAUACAGGAAUGAAGAAAUGUGGAUUCAACAUUGAGGGGUUGAGCCGAUCCAGCCACACAAAUAAUGCCAAAUCUAAGUCCUUCAAAACUGGAAUGCAAAAGGGAUCUGAAGGACUUAAGUCAAUUGGUCGUUCUCUUAGAUUUGGAGUUUCUAGGGCAGUGUUCCCUGAAGAUUUAAAAUCAUCGGAGAAAAAGAUAUUUGAUCCUCAAGAUAAAUUCCUACUGUAUUGGAAUAAGCUCUCUGUCAUAUCAUGUAUUAUGGCAAUAUAUGUGGAUCCCUUUUUCUUUUAUCUUCCUGUCGUUAAUGCUUCUAGUAACUGUAUUGGCAUAGACAGAAAAUUAGCCAUCACUGUCACCACAUUGAGAACCGUUGUCGAUACUUUCUAUCUCAUACACAUGUUCCUCCAAUUCCGAACUGCUUAUAUUGCUCCAUCAUCCCGGGUUUUUGGACGCGGCGAACUUGUGAUAGAUCCUGCCCAAAUAGCUAAACGGUACUUGCGGCGGUACUUCAUUGUUGAUUUUCUUGCUGUUCUACCCCUGCCUCAGAUUGUUGUCUGGAGAUUCCUUCGGAGAUCGAAUGGUUCAGAUGUAUUAGGGACAAAGAGGGCUUUGCUUUUCAUCGUGUUUGCGCAGUAUGUUUUUAGAUUUCUUCGCAUCUUUCCGUUGACUUCAGAACUAAAAAGGACUGCGGGAGUUUUGGCUGAGACUGCCUGGGCUGGAGCUGCAUAUUAUUUGCUACUGUAUAUGCUUGCCAGUCAUAUAGUUGGGGCAUUAUGGUACUUGUUGGCUGUGGAACGAAAUGAUACAUGCUGGCAGGAAGCUUGCACUGGAACCUGCAAGAAGGGUUUUCUUUACUGUGGCAAUGAAGUAAUGCCUGGUUAUAUUGACUGGUACAACACAAAUGCAAGCUUGCUCAAUACUAGUUGUACGGCAGAUGGUGAGAACCCACCAUUUGAUUAUGGAAUCUACCAAUCGGCAAUUUCAUCGGGAAUAGUGUCGACCACGCAAUUCAUCUCAAAAUACUGUUAUUGUUUGUGGUGGGGGCUGCAAAAUUUAAGUACACUAGGGCAGGGGCUUCAGACCAGUACCUACCCUUGGGAAGUGAUAUUUUCGAUUUCAUUAGCAAUUCUGGGUCUCAUCCUAUUUGCUCUCCUGAUUGGUAACAUGCAGACCUAUCUUCAAUCUCUUACUAUCCGGCUUGAAGAGAUGAGAGUCAAGAGGCGUGAUUCAGAACAGUGGAUGCAUCAUCGACUGCUACCACCAGAUCUUAAGGAAAGAGUUAGACGCUAUGACCAGUAUAAGUGGUUAGAGACAAGAGGGGUGGACGAAGAAGCGUUGGUUCAAAGUCUACCAAAGGAUCUCAGGAGAGAUAUCAAACGUCAUCUUUGUCUGGCUCUGGUUAGGAGGGUUCCUCUCUUUGAAAAUAUGGAUGAAAGACUACUUGAUGCAAUUUGCGAGCGUCUCAAGCCCAGCUUAUUUACCGAAAGCACGUUCAUAGUUCGGGAGGGGGAUCCUGUUGACGAGAUGCUCUUUAUAAUUCGUGGCCGCCUUGAGAGUGUAACUACAGAUGGUGGCAGGAGUGGUUUUUUCAAUCGCAGCUUGCUUAAAGAAGGGGAUUUCUGUGGUGAGGAGUUGCUAACAUGGGCCCUAGAUCCCAAGUCUGGCUCCAACCUCCCAUCCUCCACACGAACUGUCAGGGCAAUAACUGAAGUAGAGGCUUUUGCCCUAGUAGCUGAGGAGCUGAAGUUCGUGGCUAGUCAAUUUCGUCGGCUCCAUAGCAGGCAGGUUCAACACACGUUCCGGUUCUAUUCGCAGCAGUGGAGGACUUGGGCCGCUUGCUUUAUUCAGGCAGCAUGGCGGCGAUAUUCCAAGAGGAAGAGCAUGGAACUCCGCCGAAAGGAGGAGGAAGAAGAAGUCGAAGGGUCUGAUGGGACACGCAAAAAUGCCGGUACUGGUGGUUCUUAUAGCAUUGGUGCAACCUUCUUAGCUUCCAGAUUUGCGGCAAAUGCACUCCGUGGGGUUCAUCGGAAUCGGAUUGCCAAGAGUGCAAGGGACUUGGUGAAACUGCAGAAGCCUCCCGAACCUGACUUCACUGCCGAAGAUGCAGAUUAGAUUUGUUGUACAAUAACUACUUGAUUGAGACGUGAUGCUGAUUGUGUAUCUGAUUAUAUUUGCUCAGAAGGCUCAAGAUGACGUAUGCUUCCAUAAGUUAUAGCUUGGCAUUGUAUCUAAUGGAUUGCCGGUUGAACGUAGUUUUAUCACUUGUCUUUUUUAUCUCGAAUCAAAGCUAUGUAUUUGUUUCAA
Messenger RNA from Syzygium oleosum, 2423 nucleotides. Its product is annotated as probable cyclic nucleotide-gated ion channel 5. The record is from RefSeq and is a predicted model, not a curated record. Lineage: Eukaryota; Viridiplantae; Streptophyta; Magnoliopsida; Myrtales; Myrtaceae. Gene Ontology annotation, biological process: transmembrane transport; potassium ion transport. Gene Ontology annotation, cellular component: membrane. Gene Ontology annotation, molecular function: voltage-gated potassium channel activity; protein binding. The coding region runs from base 24 to 2231 and encodes 735 amino acids. The transcript is spliced from 7 exons.